Molecule: messenger RNA, 1218 nt
Organism: Ctenocephalides felis (cat flea)
Lineage: Eukaryota; Metazoa; Arthropoda; Insecta; Siphonaptera; Pulicidae
Product: probable dolichyl pyrophosphate Glc1Man9GlcNAc2 alpha-1,3-glucosyltransferase
Exons: 8
Coding region: 58-1218 (386 amino acids)
Biological process (GO): protein N-linked glycosylation
Cellular component (GO): endoplasmic reticulum membrane
Molecular function (GO): dolichyl pyrophosphate Glc1Man9GlcNAc2 alpha-1,3-glucosyltransferase activity
Source: RefSeq, a predicted model, not a curated record
CAAACAACGUGGAUCCACGUUAAUAUUAAAUGUUGACUAAAUUUUAAAAAUUUAAUCAUGAUAUGGAUAAUAUUUAUUUUAAUAACUUGUGUAAAAUUUUUGUUUAUACCUGCAUAUCGUUCGACAGAUUUUGAAGUCCAUAGGAAUUGGUUAGCAAUAACACAUAGUAAACCAAUUUAUUUAUGGUACUUCGAGAACACCUCAGAAUGGACAUUAGAUUACCCUCCAUUUUUUGCAUGGUUCGAGUUUAUGUUAUCGCAUAUAGCAAAAUAUUUUGACCCAAACAUGCUAAACGUGAAAAAUUUAAAUUAUGCAUCUGAUAUGACCGUGCUUUUCCAAAGAUUAUCAGUAAUGGUAACAGAUCUUUUGCUGCUAUUUGGAACUCGAGAGUGUAGUAAUUCAUUAGGUAAAAGUAACUCACAGCCUAAAACUUUUCUGGCAGUUUUAAUAUUGUGCAAUGCAGGUUUAUUUAUGGUUGAUCACAUACAUUUUCAAUAUAAUGGAAUGCUAUAUGGGAUACUGCUAUUAUCAAUUUCUUGCAUAAUGAAGGAACAAUAUUUGAUGUCCGCUUUAUGGUUCAGUAUUUUAUUGAAUUUGAAGCACAUUUUUGCAUAUGUGGCUCCAGCUUAUGUGGUUUAUUUAUUAGGCAGUUAUUGUCUGCAAGGAAAUUUUGAUUUGUCUAAAACUGCAAAACGAAUAUCAAAAUUAGUAUUGAUAGGAUUCAUUACUUGCACAGUAUCUUUUGGUCCGUUCAUUAGACAAAUUUCUCAAGUUAUGGCGAGACUAUUUCCAUUUAAACGUGGAUUAUGCCAUGCAUAUUGGGCCCCAAAUUUUUGGGCAAUUUAUAAUGUAGCUGAUAAGGCUUCCACUAUUACUGCAAAAAAACUUGGAUAUUCUGUUUCUAAUAGUACUGCGACAAUGACUGGAGGUUUAGUAGAGGAUGUUGUUCACACAACAUUGCCAACAAUAACACCUUCAAUUACAUUCUAUUUAACAUUUAUAACUAUCGUGCCAGCUUUAAUUAAAUUAUGGAGAAUUAUCAGAUUCAACAAAACCCCGAUUGUGAUAUCGCCUCUGCAAUUUAUUCGAUGCUUAGUGAUUUGCGGUGCUUGUUCUUUCUUAUUCGGAUGGCAUGUUCAUGAAAAAGCUAUUUUGAUGUUAAUUAUUCCUAUGAGUAUAUCAGCGGUGUUGGAAAAGAAGACGCCAAAAUAUUUUUAA